This is a messenger RNA of Phalacrocorax carbo (great cormorant), 4816 nucleotides long. The record is from RefSeq and is a predicted model, not a curated record. Lineage: Eukaryota; Metazoa; Chordata; Aves; Suliformes; Phalacrocoracidae.
GGUCGCUCCCGGACGGGAAGGGCGGCGCGCCGCGGCGGCGCUCGUUUCCUCCGUCGCGACUCGGCGGCUGUAGGCGCCCGGGGCCCGGCUCACCGGUGGCCGGGGCGGCGGGGUGAUGAUGGCGUACUUCGUGGAGAGCUUCUGGGGGGAAAGGAACAAUGGCUUUGAUGUCCUCUAUCACAACAUGAAACAUGGACAUUUGUCAACAAAGGACUUAGCAGACUUUAUAAGAGAAAGGGCUACAAUAGAGGAGGCAUAUUCAAGGUCAAUGACAAAACUUGCCAAAUCAGCAAGCAAUUACACCCAGCUUGGGACAUUUGCACCAGUUUGGGAUGUUUUCAAAACCUCAACAGAAAAACUGGCAAGCUGUCACUUGGAUCUUGUAAGGAGAUUACAAGAGCUAAUAAAAGAAGUUCACAAGUAUGGAGAGGAACAAAUCAAAGCUUAUAAAAAGACUAAAGAAGACGUUUCAGGAACAUUGGAAGCGGUGCAAAAUAUUCAAAGUAUCACUCAGGCCUUGCAGAAAUCAAAGGAAAACUACAAUGCAAAGUGUGUUGAACAAGAACGUUUGAAAAAAGAAGGAGCAACACAGAGAGAAAUUGAUAAGGCAGCAGUUAAAUCAAAGAAAGCUACAGAUACCUAUAAACUAUAUGUGGAGAAAUAUGCUGCAUUUAAAACUGAUUUUGAACAGAAAAUGACAGAAACUGCACAGAAAUUUCAAGACAUUGAAGAAAUGCACCUUCUUCGUAUGAAAGAGAUUAUCGAAUCAUUGUCAAAUACAAUGAAAGAAAUUCAUUUACAGAUAGGAGAGGUGCAUGAAGAGUUUAUUAAUAACAUGGCAAACACUACAGUUGAGAGUUUAAUAGAGAAAUUUGCUGAGUCAAAAGGAACUGGCAAAGAAAGACCUGGUCCUAUUGAAUUUGAAGAAUGUAACACAUCCAGUGCAGUUGAAGGCAUAAAACCACGGAAGAGGAAGCCGUUUGGUUUAUCAGGAAUAAUGAAAAAAGAAAAAGAUACUGAAUCUGUGGAGUGUCCAGAUGCAGACUCAGUUAACAUUCCUGAUGUUGACGAUGAAGGAUACAGCAUUAAACCAGAAGCAACACAGGAUGCCAAAGAAAACCAUUUCUAUUCAUCCAAUGAUUCUGACUCUGAAGAUGAUGAACCCAGGAGGUUCCAUGUAGAAAUAAAACCUGUCCAGCCAAAUAAUAGCUCUCAAUAUACCAUGCCUUCCUUGGAUGAAUUAAAAGUAUCUAUAGGGAACAUCACUCUUUCUCCAGCAAUAUCUCAGAGACACAGUCCUGCACAAAUUAAGAGAAAUUCAUCCAGUGAAGAGUUAACGAAAUCAAAGCUUUCUGCUCCAACUAAUGAAAAGGGGAACAGUGACCUCCUGGCAUGGGAUCCACUCUUCAACAGUUCUGUUGAAUCUUCCUCUUCAGCUUCUUUGGCAUCCUCAUCCUCCUCAGCAAGGCCCACAACUCCUCUUUCUGUAGGCACCAUUGUACCUCCUCCAAGGCCUGCUUCAAGACCAAAGCUGUCUACUGGGAAACUUAGUGGGAUUAAUGAAAUACCUAGGCCAUUCAGCCCUCCAUUGACCUCUAACUCAAGUCCACCUCCUGCAGCUCCCUUGGCACGUGCAGAGAGCAUUUCCUCAAUAUCCUCUUCUGCUUCCCUGAGUGCAGCAAACACACCUACAGUUGGUGUUUCACGUGGUCCCAGCCCUGUCAGCCUUGGAAACCAGGACACCUUGCCUGUUGCAGUAGCCCUUACUGAAUCUGUUAACGCCUACUUUAAAGGAGCAGAUCCCACAAAAUGUAUUGUGAAGAUUACUGGUGAUAUGACAGUAUCAUUCCCAAGUGGGAUUAUUAAAGUCUUCACCAGCAACCCAUCUCCAGCUGUGCUCUGCUUCAGAGUAAAAAACACAAGCAAACUAGAGCAGAUUCUUCCAAAUGCACAACUUGUAUACAGUGAUCAGUCACAAAGUGACUCCAGUACUAAGGAUUUUUGGAUGAACAUGCAAGCUAUAACUGUCUACCUCAAGAAAUUAUCAGAGCAGAAUCCAUCUGCAUCCUAUUACAAUGUGGAUGUUUUAAAGUAUCAGGUAUCUUCAAAUGGCAUCCAGUCCACUCCCUUGAAUCUUGCGACUUACUGGAAAUGUAAUGCUAGCACUACUGAUGUGAGAGUGGAUUAUAAGUACAAUCCAGAGUCUAUGAAUGUGCCUAGUAUGCUGUCGAACGUCCAGGUUGUGGUACCAGUAGAUGGAGGAGUAACAAACAUGCAAUCACUUCCACCUGCAAAAUGGAACGCAGACCAGAUGAAAGCAUAUUGGAAAAUAUCUAGCAUUUCGGAGAAGUCUGAGAAUGGAGGUUCUGGAUCCCUCAGGGCGAAAUUUGAACUUUCAGAAGGACCUAGUAAACCAGCAACACUUGCAGUGCAAUUCAUUAGUGAAGGAAGCACCCUUUCAGGAGUGGAUGUAGAGCUCGUAGGCACUGGCUACCGGCUUUCCCUCCUGAAGAAGAGAUUUGCCACUGGACGGUAUAUGGCAGACUGCUGAUGUACCUGUGAAAGUCAUUGGAUCAAAGGAGUGCAAGAGCUCACUCUGCCCUCUAUACUUUUCAAACACUAUUUUAACAUGCAUUAAUUUUCUCAAAAUGUUGACCUACUUUGAGGCUGAACUACAGAACAGAAAAUGCACUUUUAAAAGUCAUUUUGCAAACUUUAUUCCUUUAUAAUAGCACUGAAGUUAACUUCAACACUGUCUGUAAAUGAACAACUGCAAUAUUUGGGGAAAUUUGUUGAAACCUUAGUAAAUUUAUAUAGACGAAGUCAAAAUAGUAAUCCAUAGUUGUAAUGAAAGUAUGAAAUUGUAUGUUAUACUGUAAACAAGAAACCUAAAAAUGUAGGAGAGCAAGUAAGAAAUAUUUGAGCUUUCCAUAAGUAAUAUUCAUUUUUCAGAUUUUUUAACUGCCAGUUUUUAAAAAAAGCAGAGCAUAGGUAGUCUCAUGUAGUUCUUCUGUCCACUCAUGCCACAAAGCCAGCUUACAGAUGUAUAAAAGAAAUGUAACUUGAUGCCUGUGUAUCAUAUAUUAUUAACAUGUAAGUUGUUCUAUAAAGGGGAUUUUUCUGAAGUGCAAUGUGUUACAAAAUUGCAAGACAGCAGAGAUUUACUUCUGCAGUAAGUACAUUUUAUGGGCGUUGUGAUUGUUUGAAUUAAUGCUGUAGAUUUAAUUUAUUUUUAUAUUAAUUGCAUAACAUUUGUGCCUUUAAAAAAAAGCCUGUGCCUAUUCAAUUUGUUACUCACAUGCCUCACUUCCUUUUUCAAAGUUUGGCUCUUCAUCAAGAAAGCACGGUGUUUGUAUAAUACACACAACUAUAAAAAUUCCUUUGACUAGGAUUUAUAUAGAAGGCAGAUUUGCAAAAACUGGAGAUUGUUUUAAAAGAGGUUUAAAAUACUGGAUUACUUCCUCAUGGGGUAAUUGCAAUAAAUGCGGCUGUAACAGAGGGAGAUGCAUCAUGCAGGACUCUGAAACUUUGAGACAGAACUUUAACAUCACCAAAGAUGAGAAUCCUGAAAAAUCACUGAAGAUGGUAAAAGCAAACUUUUAAAAGCAAACAGCAUUUCCCUUCACUUUGACUGCAAGUCUUUGGACUCUGAGCGCUUUUGGGGUUGUGUGAUGUGAAUGUAAACAUAGUACUUUGGGAGGAAUAGCAUUUUAGAAGGGUAUUUUAUGGCAGGUACUGCCAUUUCUAUUAGUUUAAAUCUUUUCUGUAACCACCAAUUUUAGUAUUUGUAUUGUCAUCUAAUCUGCUUGCCACUGCCUAAGCACAGGGGAGUGACACAUUAGUAACAUUUUUUAAGGCAAGUCACUAAUUUAGAAAAUACUCUAUGUAUUCGUAUUAUAAAGUGUUUUUUCAAUGCUGAAAUCAAAAGUAUUGGGGCAAAUUAAUUCAAUCACCUGCAUGUGGGAAUUUUAUAUGACCAUUCUGAAUACCAAUAUCUAUUUCAAAUUCUUUAUUAAAACAAUAAAAUGUGCUUGAACUAAUUCAUGCAAAACCAGUAAUGAAUUGGACUGCUGAAGAUUUACAAUAAAUUAAGCUUUGUAGAGGCUACCUAAAUUCUAAUGUAUACUACACACUUGUGCAGACAAGAGUUCCACUGUUAGCACUAAGCACAUACUGUACUGUAGAUUUGAUUGGAAGAGCAUAUUUGGCUCCUCAUUUGCUAAUCUUAUUGAAUGGUAAACUCCUAACUCAUAAAAUGGUACAGUCUUUUUACUGGAAUCAUAAUUGUAAUCUGCUUUGCAAUCAAACUGUGUUUAACAUGACAAUAUUUUAUUAAUGAAAACCCAAACCUGUAUUGCUAUUUUUAAUCAAGAAUUAAUUUCAUUUCUAAGUUAAAUGAAGUAGUUAUGUUUCAGCACUUUUAAACUAGUCUUCAUUCAGGUGAUUAUACAUACAUAUGCAUUGGGUGCAGGUUACAAUUUUGAAGCCAUACAAGUUUAUAUAGACUUUUUGUAAAGAAAUUCAAAAACAAUGUAAAAAUUACAUCUAGCUAUCUGAUACAAAAAAGAAAAAAACAUGUUGCAAGCUGGUUCUUGCUUCUGUAUACAGCAAUAUCCAUUGUAGCUUCUUCCUAAGAAAAUUAAUUUGUAAACACAACUCUAAAGGAUCUGAAUUUUUAUGAAUUGUUGCUACGUCAGACUGUAAAUUAGAGCAUACAAGUUUAUCUUACAAAAAUUGUAAAUACUUCUGAUUUUUCAUAAAAUGUAAAUUUUAAAAAAAUUUGCACCCAUAAUAAACAUGUAAUAUAUAAUUUAAA